Trypanosoma grayi is the source of this 564-nucleotide messenger RNA. RefSeq names its product excreted/secreted protein 23. Bases 1 to 564 code for a protein of 187 amino acids. NCBI's taxonomy places the organism in Eukaryota, Euglenozoa, Kinetoplastea, Trypanosomatida, Trypanosomatidae. The transcript has a single exon. The record is from RefSeq and is a predicted model, not a curated record.
AUGCUAUCUAAGAGGGGCAGCAUUUUACGUUGUACACCGUUAUUUAGUGGACCGUUUCACGAUGUGAAGGAGAAAAGGAUGAGAGAGCGCCAUCAGCAAGAAAUUCAAAAAGCGGGGCAUUCAACUUUGCCAAGUGAAGGGUGCAGUCACUUGAACGACGUCUCAGGUCCAUCGAAUACUGUCAAUGUUGAUAAUGAUCGCAACGUGCAAGCGAAGGAGAGAAUGCUGGCGCUUUUGAAGGAGCAAGGACAGCGUCGAAUUGCGCGCCGAGAGGCGUUUCUCCAUUGGCAAGCUGGUCAACGGGAAAAGGGUGCGGCGCAUCGCCUGAUGCGUCAGGCGAAGACACAAGAAAAAUAUAAAAGGUAUCACUACCACACACAGAGUGGACGGCUGAUUUCUGUAGCCCUAGCUCGUGAAGACGGGACGAGCAGUAACUCGGAUUGCACAUUUGUUUACCCGGCCACACCAGUGAAGGAAGAAGGUUGGGACUCGGCGGAUUUCUUGGUGCCUGGCAACACCCGAGCCAACAGGUGUACAAUUCGGCUGACUCUUCCCAAACGGUGA